Messenger RNA from Helianthus annuus (common sunflower), 1861 nucleotides. RefSeq names its product arginine biosynthesis bifunctional protein ArgJ, chloroplastic. Gene Ontology annotation, biological process: L-ornithine biosynthetic process; L-arginine biosynthetic process. Gene Ontology annotation, molecular function: L-glutamate N-acetyltransferase activity, acting on acetyl-CoA as donor; L-glutamate N-acetyltransferase activity, acting on acetyl-L-ornithine as donor. The record is from RefSeq and is a predicted model, not a curated record. The transcript has 17 exons. Bases 196 to 1608 code for a protein of 470 amino acids. Lineage: Eukaryota; Viridiplantae; Streptophyta; Magnoliopsida; Asterales; Asteraceae.
GUAGAAAAUAAAAAUAAAAUAGAAAAAAAGUUCCUAAAAAUUGCAUAUUUGGGGAGGUUUAGCAAAGAGUCAAAAGACACCUCACUUUGAACACUGCAACACCUUUAUUAAUUCUACAACCCUAACUGUUACUCUGCUUCUUCCCUUUCCUUCCGCCCACCAUAUACCAUCUGUCGCAUUGCCAAGAAAGAAACUAUGUCAUUGUGUGUUCCUUUCCACUUUGUUUCUCUUAAACCCUCACACUUGUAUUCUCCUAAGAAUUUGGGUUCCUUCUCUUCUUCGAAAAGAGAUUUUAGGGUGUUUGCCAUGUCAUCUGUUGCAAACGAGGCGGCAACUUUUAUCCCAGCAGCUCCAAUAUUUUUGCCUCAAGGACCGUGGAAGCAGAUUGCUGGUGGAGUUACUGCUGCUGAGGGAUUUAAAGCUGCAGGAAUGUAUGGUGGAUUGAGAGCCUUAGGACAGAAGCCUGAUCUUGCACUCGUGACUUGUGAUGUAGACGCUGUAGCCGCAGGGACAUUUACUAAAAAUGUGGUUGCUGCUGCACCUGUUCUUUACUGCAAAAGUGUCUUAGAAAAAUCUAAAACAGCUCGUGCAGUGUUGAUAAAUGCUGGUCAAGCAAAUGCAGCAACGGGGGAUGCAGGUUACCAAGAUGUAAUAGAUUGUUCAAACGCUCUUUCUAAGUUACUUCAAGUUAGUCCAGAUGAAAUCUUGAUAGAAUCAACUGGUGUGAUAGGGCAACGAAUAAAGAAGGAACCCCUUCUCAAUUCGCUUCCUAAACUAAUUAGUUUGCUUUCAACAAGCGUUGAAGGAGCAGACGCUGCUUCUGUGGCAAUAACAACUACUGAUCUUGUAAGCAAGAGCGUGGCAGUAGAGUUUGAGGUUGGUGGUACCCGUAUAAGAAUCGGGGGAAUGGCAAAAGGUUCCGGAAUGAUCCACCCAAAUAUGGGAACACUUCUUGGUGUUAUAACUACCGAUGCUCUUGUAGACGCUGAUGCCUGGCGAAAGAUGGUACAGAUUGCUGUAAAUCGAAGUUUCAACCAGAUUACCGUAGAUGGAGAUACAAGCACCAAUGAUACCAUCGUUGCCUUAGCUAGUGGUCUAUCUGGAUCAAACAAGAUAUCUGCACUGCACAGUCCUGAGGCAAAACAGUUACAAGCGUGCCUUGAUGCCGUAAUGCAAGGACUUGCCAAAUCAAUAGCCUGGGAUGGAGAAGGAGCAACAUGCCUUAUAGAGGUCUCGGUUACUGGUGCGAGCAGUGAAGCUGAAGCGGCGAAGAUUGCACGCUCUGUAGCAUCUUCUUCACUUACCAAGGCUGCAAUCUAUGGUCGGGACCCAAAUUGGGGACGAAUUGCUUGUGCUGCAGGGUAUGCAGGAAUUCCUUUCGACUCAAACGCACUCAGAAUAGCACUUGGAGAUAUCUUGCUUAUGGAUGGAGGCCAACCACUUUCAUUUGAUAGGUCAGCAGCUAGUAAUUACCUCAAAGAGGCCGGUGAUGCUCAUGGCACUGUCAAAAUUCAAAUUUCCAUAGGAGAUGGACCAGGAACGGGCGUGGCUUGGGGGUGUGAUUUAAGUUAUGACUAUGUGAAGAUUAACGCGGAAUACACCACGUAGGGACUCCACUUCUCCCUUAUGUACCAAGUCAGAAGGUGUGUUUAAUUUAUAACCGUGGAAGCUGAAUUCAAACGCGCUCGAGGGGCUCAAGCUUACCGAUGCGCCAGACUGUUGAAACUUAAAAUUUUGCAUGCCCCUUGUUUGUAACAUACAGUGUUUGAUCACUAGACUUAAACUUCAAAUGCUUCCAAGUUUGUUUUGAAACAAGGAUAAUAUUCAGAGUAGAGUUUGAUCACUAAGUUUAAACCUCAAA